CACUCCGCAGAUUUGGGCAGCGUCUGCGUCUCCGGUGCUCUCCGGUGCGGCAGUGGCCAUGGACUCCGCGAUCUCCUCGUCCUCGCCUGUGAGGCCGUCUCAGAGUCAGGGGAGUGCGGGCGGUAGUAGCCCCAGGGCUCAGGUUCUCCCGGUGGGCCGCCAGCAAUCGGCCGCCACCCGCCUCCGCGCCAUCUCGCCCUCGCCGUCCCCGCCCCCGCCCCCGCCGGUGGAGACGUUCGGGUUCGAUGCCCUCAAGGAGACCUUCUCCGUCGACGUGGUGGCGGCCGAGGCGCGCCCGCUGAACGUCCCGCUGGCCGCGCCCUUCACCAUCGCGUCCUCCCGGCUGGAGGCCGUGUCCAACGUCGCCGUCCGGGUGGAGCUGCGGAGCGGCGCGGUCGGGUGGGGGGAGGCGCCCGUGCUGCCCUCGGUCACGGCCGAGGACCAGCCCGGCGCGCUCGCCGCGGCCACCCGCGCCUGCGCCGCGCUGGCGGGCGCGCCCGCCGCUCCUCUCGGCGCCGUGCUCCAGGACGUCGCCAGUGCCCUCCCGGGACACGCCUUCGCCUCGGCUAGAGCAGGAGUGGAGAUGGCUUUGAUUGAUGCAAUUGCUAACAGUAUCCGCAUCCCUUUGUGGAGAUUAUUUGGAGGGGCAUCAGACAAUGUGACCACAGAUAUCACGAUUCCGAUUGUGACACCCAAUGAAGCUGCUCAGUUAGCUGCAAAAUAUCGAGGACAGGGAUUUCAGACUCUAAAGCUCAAAGUCGGGAAAAACUUGAACUCCGAUAUAGAAGUUUUGAAGGCUAUACGGCUUGUGCAUCCAGAUUGUUCAUUUAUCUUGGAUGCAAAUGAAGGAUAUACGGCUAUUCAAGCAAUUGAAGUUCUUGAUAGACUAAACGAAAUGGGGGUGACUCCUGUACUGUUUGAGCAACCAGUUCAUCGAGAUGACUGGGAAGGCCUCCAUGAUGUUAGCACUGUUGCCAUGGAGAAAUACAGAGUUGCUGUUGCAGCUGAUGAAAGCUGUCGUAGUUUGCUUGAUGCUCAGAAAAUAAUACAUGGAAAUCUUGCUCAUGUUAUUAACAUCAAGCUAGCAAAGCUAGGGAUUCUUGGAGCCCUUGAGAUUAUUGAUGCUGCAAGAAAGGCCCGCAUUGCACUGAUGAUAGGUGGUAUGGUUGAAACUAGGAUCGCUAUGGGCUUUGCUGGUCAUCUUGCUGCUGGGCUUGGUUGUUUCAGUUUUGUUGACCUGGACACACCUCUUUUACUGUCUGAAGAUCCAGUUUUCGGUGGCUAUGAAGCUUUUGGACCGCUGUACAAGUUUACAAAUGCUCGAGGCCAUGGUGGUUUCCUUCACUUGGACAACAAUGGCUUGAAAUGAAUGUUUCGAAGGGGAGCUUCACAUACAACGGAGGUGCGUUCGAUGAACAAUUGUUCAUUCGCCACAUUUCGACAGUAAUCAUGUGGAGUUGGAACUAAAGGAGCAGCUGUAACUGUAAACUUGUAGUCCUGUAAGACACUGAAUUGGCCAGUAACUGUUGUCUUUCCAGUGAGGCCAAAAUAUUUGAUCAGGCUGUAGUCUGUAGGUAGAUAUUCAACAGGCACGUUCAGCUCACCCUGCUGUUUCUGUACCGUAGUAAUUAUUGUACGAUAAAUAAAUAAAUUACUAAAUAAGGUACCAUAUAAAAUGCCCAUGGAACCUCAAA
Molecule: messenger RNA, 1694 nt
Organism: Oryza brachyantha (malo sina)
Lineage: Eukaryota; Viridiplantae; Streptophyta; Magnoliopsida; Poales; Poaceae
Product: L-Ala-D/L-amino acid epimerase
Exons: 7
Coding region: 59-1369 (436 amino acids)
Molecular function (GO): racemase and epimerase activity, acting on amino acids and derivatives
Source: RefSeq, a predicted model, not a curated record